AUGACAAUGUUGACAGAAAGAGAGAGACGUGGUUACUGUAUUGUGAGCAACUUCAUUGAUUCAGUGCAGAAGGCAUUAUGCCUAGGAGGAACAAUGAAGCAAUCUGUUAGCGAUCCAAACCUGUUGAAGACGACGACGAAGACUCACAUGAUCUCACCGUCACGAUCUUCCAAGUUAAUUGUUCGAAUUCGAAAGAAAAGCAGCGCUCGAUCCUUCAACAACAACAUUCAGGAGCAGGAGCAGGAGGUCACAGAUCAUGACAUGUUUUCUCCCAACUCUAACAGCCCAUACUACAAGGGUCUCACUGAUCAAUCCCUUGCUAUCUUGGACGAUGCUGCUUCUUCUUCUCCUUCUCCACCUCCUUACUCUCCUUUCUAUAGUCCUUACUACAAAGGCCUUACUGAUUACACCCUUGCUAUUCCUUCUCCUAACUCGCCUACCCAUCACAAUAAUAUCAUCAAUCCUCUUCCUAAUUCCAACACACACGAGUCCAGUCCAUACUAUAGGGGUCUCAUUGAUUAUUCCCUUGCACUUCAUGGAUCCUCAUCCACUCACUCAUCACCACCAAACAUGUUCCAUGCUCAUGCUCAUGCUGAUAUAUCCUUUAUAAUUGAACAUGAUCCUUUGAUGGAGAAAGUAGAAUCAGCAGCAGCAAUUCAGGUUGAUGAUAAAACAGUUUUGGAGUUGGUCCCAGAGGAGGAUGCUAGUUUGGAAAUUGAACAAGAGAAGCCUUUGAGAGAGAGUUCAGGAUCAGAUCAGGAAAGCAAGAUUGAGGAAGCGAUUUCGGAGGAGAUCAUCAUGAUGGACUUGAUCACAGAUGAUGAUGUGAUUCAAGAGGAGAAGCCAUUGAGGGAGAGAGUAUCAGAGGCAGCUGAUGAUGAGGUUGAGAAAAUUGUGUCAGAUAAUGAAAAUAACAAUGCAGAAAAAAUAAUUUUGGAGGAUGAUGGGUUGGUGAUUGAAAAGAAGAAGCCAUUGAGAUUGAGGGAGAGAGUGUCAGAAGCAAGUAAUGCUUAUGAGGAAGGAAAUGAGUACCAGUACACAUGGGCAACCAAACACCAGCCAGUGACCUUAGAAGACUUCAUAUGCAACAGAGAUACAGCGCUUAACCUCAAAGCAUUGAUAAAAGGAGGGUGCGGCUGCAAUCAUUUUAUAUUUGAAGGACCAUCAAAUGCAGGAAAGAGAUCCAUGAUACGGGCUAUGCUUCGAGAAGUGUUUGGUGCUGACAGAGUGCAGGUCACAGAAGAAGUGAAAGAGUUCAACAUUAAGGGAGAAAUGGUUGAUAAUUUGAAAGUGCGGAUAAAGAAAUCAUUGAGUCAUAUUGAGCUGAAUCUCUCAGAAACAAAGGGAUAUGAAAAGCAUGUAGUUGAUGAUUUAUUCAAGGAAACAUAUGGUAGUAAGACCAUAAACAACUCACUGCCUUGUAGACCAGAAAAUUGCCAAGCAAUCAUUUUGUACGAAGCCGAGAAGCUAUCGAUAGAAACAUUGUUGUAUAUUAAGUGGCUGCUGGAAAAGUAUAAAGGGUGUAGCAAGGUCUUCUUUUGUUGCUCUGAUCAAUCAAAGCUCCAACAUGUCAAAUCGCUUUGCACCACUGUCCGGCUAUCAUCACCAACCAGCGAAGAGAUUGUUAAGAUUUUGGAACAUAUUGGAGAAGAAGAAGGAAUAAAACUAUCACGGGAAUUUGUCAAAAGGUUAAUUUUGAGGUCCAAAAACAAUCUCCGCCAAUCUAUUCGUGCAUUGGAGGCUACUUGCCGAAACAAGGAUAUCCUCAAAGACGACGAUUUAAUUUUAACAGGAUGGGAGGAUGAUAUUCUGAACAUUGCUAAAAACAUAAUAGAAGAGCAGAGUCCAAGACAGUUGUACGUGAUUCGUAGAAAGCUUCAAUCUCUUAUGAUUCAUGAUGUGCCUCCUGACUUUAUUUACAAGUCUUUGGUGGCAGAGUUAACGAAUCUAGUUGAUGACUCACUACGCCCAGGGGUUGCAAAACUCGACAAGGAGUACAGCAAAGGUUGUGAAAUCAUGUUUGAAAGCGUGAAGCAGCUGGGUGAUGGUGAAAACAAGUAUCAAGUAACAAAAAAGAAUGCGAUAAACUACUUAAAAGUUGAAGAAUUUAUAGCGAAAUUCAUGAGCUGCUACAUGAAUUGUGUAAAGAAGUUGUCGAUGGCUUGAAGUGGAGCUGAUCUGCUCAACUACGUACACUAUGAUGAUCGAUCUGAUCUGUUAAAGAGAUCGAUGGAUGUGUUUCAAAUUAAUUAAUACCAAGCCACUCUGUAAAUAGAUUGAAAGAUAUACAAACAAAGAUCAAAUAUGAUCUACAAGGCAAGGCAUAACUCCUUUGCUAAAUCUGGGUUAUGUUAUGUUUUGAAUGAAUAUGAAUCUAUGUAGUGUACUUUUCUAUUGACCACGGAAAUAAGGGACGAAAGAAUUUAAAUA
This is a messenger RNA of Lotus japonicus, 2430 nucleotides long. RefSeq lists its product as uncharacterized. The coding region runs from base 1 to 2166 and encodes 721 amino acids. Gene Ontology annotation, molecular function: DNA clamp loader activity; DNA binding. The transcript is spliced from 10 exons. Gene Ontology annotation, cellular component: nucleus; DNA replication factor C complex. The record is from RefSeq and is a predicted model, not a curated record. Gene Ontology annotation, biological process: DNA-templated DNA replication; DNA repair. Lineage: Eukaryota; Viridiplantae; Streptophyta; Magnoliopsida; Fabales; Fabaceae.